CAGCGUGACCCGACGAGCGCUUGACUAUGCGUGUGCGGCUGCUGCCCUUGGCGUUUAUCCUUCUCAACGUCUGCCACUACAUGCAGGGCCAGCGGUUGCCGGUCAGGGCGCGGAGACAGACGCGCAUGGUGUGUCCCAAAGGCUGCCUCACAUGCUCCGAGCCCAACGGCUGCAUCAACUGCCUCCCGCGCUACUUCUUCUUCCUGGAGCGGCAGGGCAUGCACGAGAUGGGCAGCUGCCUGCCGUCCUGCCCCGCCGGCUACUUUGGGGUGCGGCGUCCCGACGGGAACGUCAGCGUCUGCCAGAGGUGCCGCCUCGAAAACUGCGACACCUGUUUUGCAAAGAACUUCUGCACCAAGUGCCGCGCGGGCUUCUACCUGCACAAGGGCAAGUGUCACAACGCCUGCCCGCAUGGCUUCAGCGCCGUCAACCAGAGCAUGGAGUGCACCAGCGCUGAGGAGUCUCAUCAGCGGCACCCCACCCCGGCGCUGGCGGCGUGCGAGCUGGGGCCGUGGGGCGACUGGGGUCCGUGCCUGAAGAACGGCCGUCCGUGCGGCGCUAAGUGGGGCCAGGAGGCGCGCACUCGCUCCGUGUCCAUCCCCGCGCAGCGCGCCGCUGCGCCUGGCACGGGCGGAGGGGACGCCUGCCAGGACAGCCGAGAGACGCGGCGCUGCCGGCUGAGGAAGCGGCACUGUCCCGACGAAAAAAGAAAAAAAGAACCGGGACAUCGGGAUGCCAAAAAUAAACCAAUUAAAAAAAAUCGGAAGAAGGACAGAGCAAAGCAGCCGCAGCGAGAAGUGCAGCCUACGGGCGCGAGCGGGCAGUGAGGGGGGCGAGUGGGGCCGCAGGGACAGGCACGGACACACGAUGAAUGCGUCACUGCUGCUGAAAUUGUUAUUUAAGCCACUGUAUAAUUUGCAUUGGGAAUGCCACUGGGAUGGAGAG
Molecule: messenger RNA, 945 nt
Organism: Petromyzon marinus (sea lamprey)
Lineage: Eukaryota; Metazoa; Chordata; Hyperoartia; Petromyzontiformes; Petromyzontidae
Source: RefSeq, a predicted model, not a curated record